This is a messenger RNA of Brachypodium distachyon (stiff brome), 1318 nucleotides long. RefSeq names its product transcription factor MYB106. Bases 123 to 1076 code for a protein of 317 amino acids. The record is from RefSeq and is a predicted model, not a curated record. The transcript is spliced from 3 exons. NCBI's taxonomy places the organism in Eukaryota, Viridiplantae, Streptophyta, Magnoliopsida, Poales, Poaceae.
GGAUCACUGGACUUGGUCGUCACUCCUCACUAACUAGCUAGAGGGUUUCCUAAGCGAGCCUCUCGAUCUUGACCCCUCUCUCCUUGCACUUGUUGGUGUAAAAACUGCACGACCGUGUCCGGAUGGGGCGAUCGCCGUGCUGCGAGAAGGAGGCCGGGCUGAAGAAGGGUCCGUGGACGCCGGAGGAGGACCAGAAGCUGCUCUCGCACAUCGAGCAGCACGGCCACGGCUGCUGGCGCUCGCUCCCCGCCAAGGCAGGGCUGCGCCGGUGCGGCAAGAGCUGCCGGCUCCGGUGGACCAACUACCUGCGGCCGGAUAUCAAGAGGGGCAAGUUCACCCUCCAGGAGGAGCAGAGCAUCAUCCAGCUCCACGCGCUCCUCGGGAACAGGUGGUCGGCGAUCGCGACGCACCUGCCGAAGCGCACGGACAACGAGAUCAAGAACUACUGGAACACGCACCUCAAGAAGCGGCUGGCCAAGAUGGGCAUCGACCCGGUCACGCACAAGCCGCGCGCCGACGCCGACGCCGGCUCCGGCACCGGCGCGCGCUCCAGGGUCGCGGCGCACCUCAGCCACACGGCGCAGUGGGAGAGCGCGCGCCUCGAGGCCGAGGCGCGCCUGGCGCGCGAGGCCAAGCUCAGGGCUCUCGCCUCGCCGCAGCCCGCGCCCGCAUCGGCAGCCAGUGUGCUCGACUCGCCGACGUCCACGCUGAGCUUCUCGGAGAGCGCACUGUUCGGCGCCGGCGCCGCGCGCACCCCUGUUCAGCCCGUGCAGUCAUACGGGGACGCCUGCGAAGAGCAGCAGCGCUUCGGCGGCGGCGGCGGGGAGACGGGCUUUGCGGGAUCCGGGAUCACGUUUGCGAGCGUCCUUCUCGACUGCUCUGUUGCCGCCGGCACGGAACAGAGGCUCCUUAAGAUGGCAGAGGAUGAGGUGGGGGAGCUGGAGGACAAGGGCUACUGGAGCAGCAUACUGAACAUGGUCAACUCGUCCAUGUCCUCGUCGUUGACCUCCGAGGUGGCGGCGGACGACCCCGAGAUGUACUUGCCGGCGGCGGCGGCGGCGGCGGGAGAAUUCUGAGUGCCCAAGACGCCUAGACCUGCAUGCCUGCAUUCACACAGUAAAGCGUUUGUGCGUGCCUUGUCGUGGAAUGACGAACUAGUGGCAGUGCUAAUGUUAAUUUCCAGCGUGUUGUUAGGUUCGUUCCGACGUGCUUUGGUUUAAUCCGUGUGGAAUAAACUUUGUACUGUACUGAUUUACGAAUAGUUUGUUUAUCUGUGUCUUGUCUGAUGUAGCUUGAUCAACAAAGGGUGGUUUCUUUA